AGACCCAUGAUCCCGGCGAUCGUGCGCGUCGUGCUCGACGAGGGCGAGGUCAAGUGCGUGCCGCUGACACCGGAGACCACUGCGCGUGACGUCAUCGAGUGCUGCCGCGACCCGGACGAGCCCUUCUGCACGCUGACACAGACCACUCGCGACGGAGAGAGGGUCUUGGCGCUGCACGAGCGGCCUCUUCUGCUGAUCCAGGGCCAGCAGGAGGUCGGCGAGCGGGUCACCUUUGUGCUCCGCUACGACAUGACACAGGACGUCCGAGAGGACACCGGGUCGGCAGACGAUGGAAUGAAGGGGCCGCAGCCUGCCUCGACUCAGCUACCGGACGGCGUCGAACUGACUCUCUCGGAGCUGCGAGAGAUGGCCGGCAGGCAGCAGCAGCAGAUUGACGACCACCAGCAGCAGCUGGUGGCCAAAGAGCAGCGGCUCAAGUACCUCAAACAGCAGGAGAGCCGCCACCAGGCGAUGAACUCAGAGACGGAGCGACUGCGCCGGCUGCGGGAACGGGUCGAGGCGCAGGAGCUGAAACUGCGCAAACUGCGGGCGCUGCGCGGUCAGAGCGAGCAGCAGAGGGUCAACAACAACGCACUGAGUGUUGACCUGGAGAACAUCCGCGCGCUGUUUAAUGAGAAGGAGAAGGAGCUGUCGCUGGCGGUGGCCCGGGUGGAGGAGAUGACCCGGCAGCUGGAGGAGGUGCGACGCGGCAGGGAGCUGCGCCAGGGACCGCAGGGCGACACACACCGGGAGCUGGAGAAACUGCGACGGGAACUCAUGUACCGGAACAAGCUGAACGAGCAGCAGCACAGCCAGCUGGCCAGCCAGACGGAGACGCUCGGUCAGCGGCGAGACGAGAUGGCGCGCAUCGACCAGCGCAUCGCCGAACUGCAGCAGCGGCUCCACCGCAAACGGGUGCACAACCAGCAGCUGGCCUCGCAGCUGCACGCCGCCAGCGCCGCCAAGCGGCAGGUCCGGCAAACGUCGGCCAAGACGCUGCCGGCGCCGGCGCCGCUGCGAACCAAAGAUGACAUGGGCAGCGAGCCGGCCGACUUUGGGCUCAACAAGAGCGACCCCAAGUACCAGACGCUGCCGUACAACACCAAGUUCCACAUGAAGGAGGCGGGCGUGCCCGACAGGCAGGAGGAGCCGGAGCCAGCGGCGGCGCCUCCUCCCGGACCGCGGCCGGCCGGUCCUCGAGCACCGCCGCUAGGGGGCACCCUCAGUCAGGGCGGCCCGCUACCGCAGACCAUCCUGCCGCAGCCCUACGGCCAGCGACCACCGACGCAGCCACCGCCGGCGCGAGCCUCUGGUCUACCCCGGCCGGUGGCGCCGAGCGUCUCCGCCAACACCUCCAGCUCAGCGCGACUGCAGGGAGGCGCGGCGCCACCGCUGCCCAACAACCUACACGCGGACCCGGCAGAGGUGAACGGCGAGCGUCCGCUGCUGCCUCCCAAACCGGCCUCUGGGCCUCCCCCGUCCAAACCGACCGCCAGCCGACUGAACGGGGAGACAGUACCCGAGGCGCCGCCGCCGGCAGGUCUUACCGGAGACGUCAGUCAGGUGUCAGUGCGAGGAACGCAGGCCAAGGGGCCGCCGCACCCCUACAGAUACGCCAGCCGCAGUCAGAUCGCCAGCACGUACACCAACCAGCACCGGCCAGAGAACGGUCAGCUGCCGCAACAGCAACAUCAGCAGGAACAGCAGGAACUCAUCAACUCGUACCAGCAGCACCUACAGCAGCAGCAGUUCCAGAAACAGCAACAACUCCAACACCAAUUCCAGCAGCAGCAACAGCAGCAGCAGCAGCUUCAACAGCAGAAGCAGCUUCAACAGCAGAAGCAGCAGCAAGAGCUGCAACAACAGCAGCAGCGACAGCAGGAGGAACAGCAGCGGCUGCAGCAGGACCAGCAGGUGUCUCAGCAGGACCAGCAGCAGCAGCAGUCGGCGCGGAAGGCCGCCGGGGACUCGUCGGACGACUCUCCGCCGGUGCGGGUCAGCAUCAACAGCCGGAUCGCCAUGCCGCCGGCCUACAUGUUCCCGCAGCUGGCGCCGGAGAGCUCGGCACGCGCCGCCGACCCGGCCGACGGCGCUACGGACCGCAACGACAACCCUGUGGAUGAGGUGGACCGCGCGCCGGCGGCCGACCGCCGCCUGAGGCUGGGCCAGGAGCAGCUCGCCGUGCUGCAGCAGCAGCAGCAGGUGAAGGAGCAGGUGAAGGAGCAGCAGCAGAAGGAGCAGGAGGCGAUGGAUCUGGACGCCAACCUCAACCCCGCCGAGAACGGAUCACACA
Amphibalanus amphitrite is the source of this 2293-nucleotide messenger RNA. RefSeq names its product apoptosis-stimulating of p53 protein 1-like. The annotation marks the transcript as partial. The transcript has 12 exons. Gene Ontology annotation, molecular function: p53 binding. The record is from RefSeq and is a predicted model, not a curated record. Lineage: Eukaryota; Metazoa; Arthropoda; Thecostraca; Balanomorpha; Balanidae. Gene Ontology annotation, biological process: regulation of apoptotic process. Gene Ontology annotation, cellular component: nucleus.